AUGGACUUCUUCCGGAUGCCCGACGGGAACUGUCUGCGGUCGCACGUUAACGAGACGGAAACACUCGAUGCUCUCUCCAUGAUUACCAAAGCCGGCGCGCCAUCGAACAAGGUUGUGGUCGGAGUGGCCAGCUACGGCCGCUCGUUCAAGAUGGCUGAGAAGGAUUGCUCGAUGGAGAAUUGUUUGUUUACGGGAUCCUCCCGCCAUUCCGACGCGACGGAAGGACGCUGCACGCGUACGGCGGGCUACAUUUCUAACGCAGAGAUCAAUGAGAUCAUUGCAACGGGUAACGUCCGGAAGUUGUGGGCAUUGGAAGGUACAAACUUCUUGGUUUACAAUGACACGGAAUGGGUGGCCUUCAUGGAUGAUGACAUGAAGGCCACGAGGGCACGGGUGUACGACUCGUACAACUUUGCUGGAACGACGGACUGGGCCGUUGACCUGCAAAGAUUCAGAGAGUAA
Messenger RNA from Sordaria macrospora k-hell, 462 nucleotides. NCBI's taxonomy places the organism in Eukaryota, Fungi, Ascomycota, Sordariomycetes, Sordariales, Sordariaceae. The record is from RefSeq and is a predicted model, not a curated record.